UCUGCCCUAUUUUGAGCAUUUGAAGAAGUACAGAGUGACGCCAACCAAGAUUGAAGAAAACUGGGGGCGGCAAACCCACUAAACGCUCCCGAAAAGCUUAGCUUUCGACUAAUCGAUAGAUCGCCCAAUCGACAGCCCCACACCAAACAACGACAGCAGCGUCAUCAGCGCCUACGUCGCCACCUCGGGCCGGACGACUUGUCAGCAUAGCCACCCUGUUCGCCCAAGUGAUUGAAAUAGUAUAGUACCUGCAGCCAGCCCGUAAACCCGUAAGACACGCGUCCCGGGUUCCCUAAAACCAAGGAAAACAAUAACUCCCCGGCUGCCCCGGAAACACUGCGGUUCUUUGUUCAUUAUCCACUCACUCCGCAACCAAGCUUUUGCGCACUGCCUACCAAGCACUGCGCUGAGAAAGCUUCGACUACCCGUUCACUCAUUACCUACAUUCGUUAUCGGCAGUCAGUAUGGUGAUGUGGAAGCCCGUUGUCUCUGCUGCUGUGGCGGCGCUAGCCACCAGCGGGGCGAAGGCAGCCAGCUACGACGACAUACCAGACAUUGAGGUCUAUGGCCAACAUUUCUUCUACACAAAUAACGGUUCGCAGUUCUAUCUGAAGGGUGUCGCAUACCAGCAGAACUACUCUCCCAAUGGCUCGACAAGCGCCGAUACGAAAUAUACAGAUCCAUUAGCCGACGGCGACGCCUGCCGACGAGACAUUCCCUACCUCAAGCAGAUCUAUACAAACGUCAUUCGCGUAUACGCUAUCGAUCCGACCCAAAACCACGAUGACUGCAUGGAGCAGCUGGCUAGCGCAGACAUCUAUGUCAUCUCCGACUUGGGCGAGCCUGGCACAUCGAUCGAGUCGAACAACCCAGAGUGGGACGUUACGCUGUACCAGCGAUACACAGGCGUUAUUGACGCGCUGAGCAAAUACAGAAAUGUCAUCGGUUUCUUUGCUGGCAACGAGAACGUUAGCAGUGAUAACCAAACCGCUGCUGCCGGAUUUGUCAAGGCUGCUGUCCGCGACACCAAGACGUAUAUCCAAAACCAAAACUACCGCAACACGUUAGGUGUGGGUUACGCGACUGCCGAUGUGCCGUCGCGCAAUGAGCUUGCGCACUACUUCGCAUGCCAGCCCGGCGACUCGGGAAACAAGACGUCCAUCGAUUUCUGGGGCUACAACGUCUACUCGUGGUGUGGCGACAGCAACUACGCUUCUUCUUCCUAUGGCGAGCGCGUCGAUUUCUUCUCCGACUACCCCGUCCCUGUCUUCUUCGCUGAAUACGGAUGCAUUGAAGGUUUGGAUGAUGGUCCCACCAGCCGUCCAUUUACAGAAGUCGAGGUUCUUUACGGCAACAUGACUGACGUCUUUUCUGGUGGUAUCGUCUACGAGUGGUUCAUGGGUGAAAACGACUAUGGACUCGUUUCGCUCGUUGAUAACGGCGCCAGUGUAUCACCAUACCCCGACUUCACAUCUCUACAAAGUCAGCUUGCGUCCGCCACUCCAACUAUUACUCAGCGCUCUGAAUAUACCCCCACCAACUCAGCGCCUGCCUGCCCCUCAGUCGGUGGAUCAUGGCUCGCGCAAGCCUCGCCACUGCCUCCGAACGUCAACCCCCAGCUAUGCGCUUGUAUGGUAGACAGCCUACAGUGCGUCUACAAAUCUGACGAUGACGACAAGUAUGCCGACGACUUCAACUUUAUCUGCGGCGAGAACGAAGAUUACUGCAACGGCAUUGCACGCAACUCCACGACCGGUGACUUUGGUGCCUACUCUGGCUGCGACCCCAAGGACCAACUUGCUUUUGUCGCAAACCAAUACUACAUUGGCCAGAAGAAGCGCGCAGAUGCUUGCAGCUUCUCCGGAAGAGCUAGCAUCCAGAGCGCAACCACUGCUGGAAACUGUGCCUCGCUACUGAGUGCGGCGGGCAACAAGGGUGAUGGCAGUGUACCUGAGGCUACGGGCAAGGGCACUGCGGCUGUAAGUGGUGGCAGCGGAAGUGGUGGUGCAGCAAGCUCCAGUUCUGAGGGUGCUGCUCCCAGCGUCAAUGCGCCUGGUUUCUUCGCCCAUGGCGAUCUCGUCAUGGGCAUGUAUGCUGUUCUGGCAGCGGGUAGCUUACUCGGUAUGCUUGUACUAUAAGUCAGCUGAGGAGUGACAUGGUAAUAUAGUAUUCUUGGAUGAUGUCAACGAACAUAUGUGGUCAAAGUGGGGAGAGAUAUCUUUUGGCGUUAAGUAUCUAUUGAUACACAUGAGCAAUGUAUUUCAGCUGUUUUCUAUACUUGAAC
This is a messenger RNA of Alternaria rosae, 2284 nucleotides long. Its product is annotated as beta-1-3-glucanosyltransferase-like protein. Gene Ontology annotation, biological process: fungal-type cell wall (1->3)-beta-D-glucan biosynthetic process. Gene Ontology annotation, molecular function: 1,3-beta-glucanosyltransferase activity. Lineage: Eukaryota; Fungi; Ascomycota; Dothideomycetes; Pleosporales; Pleosporaceae. Gene Ontology annotation, cellular component: fungal-type cell wall; cytoplasm. The transcript has 2 exons. The coding region runs from base 465 to 2138 and encodes 557 amino acids. The record is from RefSeq and is a predicted model, not a curated record.